CAAUCAGUCUAAGACCAGAUGAUUUUAUUUGUGAGGAAGAGUUUCUAUUGUCGUUUUCGGAUGGGGAACAUACGGGUCUGAUUUGAUAGGGUUAUUCCUAGAAGCAUUACAAGUACAUAAAGUGAGAGUAGAUCAUAAGCAUGGAAGAAGUUAUAGGAAGAAUUUUGAAAGAUGCUUCCAAAAAUAAACAUCCAAUUUUACGACAAGCUUGUCACGAAGCUUUAGAAACAUUAGCCAACCAGGCUAUGCAAAGGAGGCUUCCCCCUUUUGAGCUGAGGUACAGAUGUUUGGAAGCUUUGCAGCUAGCAUUAGAGUCAAAGAAUCAUAAAUUGAUAUCACAUAGUCUGAAUGGUUUACAGCAGCUUCUACGAGAUCAGAGUUCUCAGUCUGUGUAUGAAACAGAUGAUGAAGAGAAAUGGCUUCCCGCGCAACUGUUAAAAGCAGUUUCUUCAAUCACUGUCCAAUCUGAUAAUACACAAGUUGAAAUAUUGAAAGUAUGACUUCAAAUGGCUUGUUCAUGCAGUUGGAGUCUUACAACUCCCUCCGUUUUGGGAACUGUUGCCAUAUGUCAAGAGGUGUACAGUACAGGGUCAAUAGGAGUUCGUACAGCAGCCUUAGCUACAGCUAGUCAGAUUCUACAGUCUUUCACAGAAGUUGUUCAAGAGCCAGAACAUUCUGAUGAGAGUGAUGAAGAUAGAGACACAGAUGAGGUUACUGAAAGAAAAAGCCCUGUUGCAGGUGAAGUUGAUGAACUUGUACCAGUUUUGAAGUACCUCUGCGAUAACUUGAAAGAAUGUAGUGGCCAACAUGGGAAGCAGGCUUCUCCUUUGCUACUGCAGUGCGUGCUUGCUGUACUGUCCAGUUUAAAGGAAGAUGUUCAGAAGAGUUCAUUAUUCAUCAGUUUUAUCUGGCAACAACUGUGUCCUCUUUUGAUUGGAUUAAUAGGAUCUCCUCGAACUGAUAAGAACAUUAUUUCAUCUCAGAAGGGUACAGUAAGUGAUAGCAAGGAGAUGGGAAGAGGAUCAGGAUGUUUGGCUGUAGCACCUACUUGUCACAGUGCUGAAGCUAAAACUAUUUACAGUAUUGCUAAAGAACUUGUACGACUGGCUGGCUGUGUAAAAUCACUUCGACCUGUUUUAGAAUCCCUCUUUCAUCGAAUGUUGUUGUAUCCACCAUCACAGCAUCGUUUGGAAGCACUGAAAGCUGUUCGAGAGCUUUUGGGGAAUCCUGAGCUGUUACUGAAGUUUGCAGGCCCACCUUUAUAUGGUGAAAGGAAAACUUCCCAUUCCAGUGAUUUGGACCUUAUUAAAAUUGUUAUGGAUUCUCUGGAAGAAUGUUGCCAUAGCAAUGACACAAGUGUUUGUUAUGCAAGUGUAUCAUGCACUGUUGCAUUAUUGUCAAGUUUGGAACACCUAGCAACAGGAGAAGGCAUAUCAGAUCAAUAUGUGCAGCACAUCAACAGCCUAUAUACAAACUUACAUGAUGUUGACUACAAAGGGGCUCAAGAUAAAAGAAAUAAAACAAGCAUUCAAGACAAAAGUUCCAGUCUUGGUAAAUACACCCAGAGAGUAGAGGAUAAAGUGGAUGACACUUCAAAUAUUUAUGAAGAAAACAAGGAGCUGAAUUCAGUAGAAUAUGAGAAUGAAACAUGUACGACCCAGAGUGAUUUAAAUUACACAGAUUCAGAAUAUCAAGGAAGAACUGGAACUGACAAAACUGAAGAAAAACUCAAAAAUAGGUAUGAUGUUCAGAUGUCUACUGAUAGUUGUUGUUCAACAGGAUGUGAAGACAUAGUUGACAUUGAAAGUGUUUUAGAUGAGAAAGAGUCUGUAGAGAAGUUUGAUGAAACAAUUUCAAGCACUAGUCUAGAGAAACAAAAUGAACAAGAAUUAGAAGCAGACGACAGAAAUUCUGUUAGCAAUGAUGAAAACCAGUCUAUUGAAAUAUGUAAAUUAGACACAGAAGAUAGCAGUAAAGAAAGGAAAUGUGCAAGUGUUGUAGAUAAAACUGAUGAAGCAUUCAGUGUCAUUGAAAAUGGAGCUGACAUUGUGGAAGAUCACAGUCACACAUCCAUAGAAACUGAUGACAUUAAUGAAACUGGUGAAAAUAAAAAAAAAGCAGAUUUUCUUCUUGCAUCAGAUACAGAAUCAUCAGGGACUACCGAAGGACCUGAGGAAGGUUUUGACAAUGAACAGGAGGAGAUGAAUCAUGAACUAGAAGAAGAACAAAGAAGAUUAGCAGAAGAAGAAAGAGCUAGAAGAGAAAAGGCUCCUCGGACUUUGCUUGGACAGGAAGAUGCUGGAAAAACAGAGCGAGAAAGGGUUGAGAAACUUUGUGAAAUGCGAAAUGAGUUUGCACAGCAAGAACGAGAGAAUGCUCAUAAUUUUGUGCAGUCCCUUCAAAAUCUUCUCCCAAAAUUGCUUUCAAUAAGGAGCUCAAUUGAAUGUGAUCAGGCGAUACAGGAAUUUGCCUCAAACUAUUGUGAAGGGAUAUGGCAUUCACAGAGAGAAGAAAUCACAGGACAUAGUAUCAAUAAGGAUUAUGACUCAUUAUCACGCGUAACAAUAGUGAAUGCAGAUGGGAUUUACCUGGCAACCUUCUCUGCUUUACUGUUGAACCUGAAAUUGCUGCGAAACAAAUACUAUAUCAACCAGGAGCAGCCAAUACCACUCACUGAGCAUGGAUUUGUGGAGGAAGUUCAUGGAAGUGGUGUUCUUGUAUUUCUCUCUGCCACUUGGCUCGCAGAAGUGUAUCAGCAGGUUCUAAAAGUAAACCUUCUAGAGGUUGCUAGUUAUAAUCCUAUGUCUCCAGAAAAUUCUGCCCUUAUUAAUCUUCUGACAGGUCUGGAGUAUGGUGUUGAUCCAACAGCCAUUCUUCGUGUUUCAGAUGUGGAUGGUCUAGGUAACACUCAACAAGGAUCUCAACAAUUAUCUGACUAUGUUCGUCUGGAGCGAGCUGUCACUAAUAUCCACAUAACACCAAAUAUGGAAGCUGGUAUGAAGAUUGCAAGGCGAGUACUGACAGCCUGCUGGAAUACUGGUCUGGAAGUUUUGUCAGUCCUUCUUGAUGGGACUAAUUCUUGUGGUAUUACUAGUACAAUUGGUUUACUUUUGGCUACUGAGGCAAGCAAAGAGGAAUUGAGGAGAGCUAGUGAUGCAAUUGCAGAAAGUUUAGAUGGUCUUCAGCGCUCUGCAAAACUGUGCAAUGCUCUUGGUCUACAGUCACAUUGCAGUGCUAUAUUUGCACAACUAGCUAUUGCCUCUUGUCCUAUGUUGCAGGAAGAUCAAGAAAAUAUUACAACACAUUCACAGAAAAAAUAUAACAAAGUUAAAAAAUCAGUGCUUCCGGGUAAAAAGUCUCAGUUGAAAUUACACACAUCCCAUAUUAUGAGCAUGGAUGUGAUUUUGAGUAGAGGACUUGAGCUUGGCAGCCACAGCCCUGACUGUUGGAAACAUGUCUUUAGGUGCUGUAGCUAUGUCUUAGAAGUAGAACACACCUAUUUUAGUGGCUGGAACCAGACAGCUAUUAGUAUGACCAGGCAGCUUAACUCUUCCAGUCGUCUCGAUCGUUGGAACCAACCAACUCAGCAGGAUAGUGGGCUUUUCCUCCCACCUAUCACUGGAGAGUUUGGAGAUGAUCAGGGCAUAGAUCCAGUUUCAAUGCCAGGAACUGUGGGUCCUCCAGAAGUGAACAUAUUACAGCUGUUACAAAAAGGAAACACAGUUGAAGCUCCAGGAUAUAUUGUCAAAGAUCAGAAACUUCAGGAAAUCAUCGAGGGUUUGUCACAGCUUGUUGAUAGGUUAUUUGAAGAUGCAGCAAAUAAAUUAAACCUAGCAGCUCUGAUUGGAUUCCUGACUGAACUUAGUGCUGCCAGUCAGACCCAACUUUUCUCUGAAACAGGAAGAAAAUCAUCUUCUGGACACAAUCAGUCUUCUAGGUCUCAUAAUGGUAACACACUAUUAUUGUUUCGUCUUAGUGAUGUCAUGCUCAGGUGUGUUCGAGGAGGAAGACCUCUGAUACACGUCAUGAAAGCAUGGAGUGUUGCAGCACCACACUUUGUGGAGGCAGCUUGUCAUAAGGAUCAGGAGAUAUCCAAGAAAGCAGUAACUUCUAUCCAUGAUAUUGUUAGUGCCCUACUUUCAUCCAAUACCGAAUUACCUCAUUUUCAUUUUAAUGAAGCUCUUUUCAAACCAUUUGAAAACCUUUUGUGUUUAGAACUUUGUGAUACAGAUAUUCAGGAAUUGAUUAUUAGUUUAAUAUGCGAAUUUGUGGAAGGCAGCACUACAGAUAUACGGUCAGGAUGGCGACCUCUUUUUGGAGCUUUGCGAGCUAUUCGACUUCCAGGGACACCACCACCCGUGGUUUCUUCAAUUGAGAAUGAUGAGGAAAUAAUAAGGCACUUGCGUGUAGUUCUUGAUGUGUUCAAUGCUUUUCUUGGGACAGACAAUGUUUUGGUGUUUGCUAAUGCAGCUGUGGACUGUCUUCUGUGUUUAUUAAAACAUGUUCGGGGACCAGCUGAAUUACAAGAUAACAUUAAAGAAGAUAGUACAAAAUGUCUGGAGGAAGAACAGACUGUCAUGGCAAUACCACUGAACUUGUGUUUAGCUGCCUUGAAGUACUUGGAGCGUUGUGCUGAGAUAUUAGCUUUUAUGUAUCAGAUGCCUGCUUGUCCUAUCUUCAGCUCUGCACACAGAAUCAAGUUUAAUACUGAGCCAACUUUUGUGGACCCAGUUAUUCCUAACAUGAAAGUGAUUCAUUUUGAGAGCAAGAAUGAGACAGAUACAGAUGUAAAAAAGACUUAUGCUGUAGAAGAGGAAGUAGAAUUAAUAAAGCCUGAAGAAUCGGUAUCUCUUAAAAAACUUGAUCAAGCCACGGGUAUCCUUCACGUGUGGUUUCUGUUGUUGGAAGGACUAGCUGGUGCUGUUGCUACCUGCCCUCGUCGAUAUCAGCCUCAUACAAUGGAAACUUUAUUCACAAUGCUUCAGAACCUACAUAAAGUACCAGGUCCAGAAUUUGGUAUCUAUUGUGUCAACCACCUUCUCUUGCCCAUGCUUCAAGGCUGGUUACGGAGGACAUCUAGAAUUUAUCGAGGCUGGGACAACUUUGCUUCAAAUUUUAAACAGUGCUGUGGACUUGCCACUGACUUAAUUGUUGACUAUCUGAAAAUUCUUUCUGAACAGGAUAGAUUAUCAGAAGUUCCAGGUGUUUCUUUAAUGCUUCAGCAGCUCCUCCUAGUGUUAACAGAGUGUAUUGCUCAGUCCAAAGAAACCAUAUCUCGUCUAGGCUGUGCAUGUAUUAGACAUGUUAUAACAAGUGCAGCUCCUGUUUUUACACCUGACCUGUGGACUAUUGUAUGUGUCCACCUCCAGAGGGCGUUUAGGGUCACCUUGCAGAGUGUGCGACAGUUGAUGGUAUGUUUUCAUACAGAUUCUGAAAACUUUUAUGGAGACAUUGGUCAGGUAAAAGUCGCUGCACGUAGAGACUGCACUGUUGCUGAGUCCGAACGUCUUAGGCAGCUUGCACAUCAGGUAUUUUUCCUCGACUGUCAGCGAGUUAAUCCCAUGACUGGUGCACAUGAAUCUACUAUUGAUGAUGAACGUUCAUACAUCUUUCUGCUGCAUCCUCCCGAUGUAGAAAGUACUCUCAAUCCAGAAAUGUUCAUUAUUAGGGUACCCUUCCGCAGUUUAGUUGUUGGAUUGCUGUCACAUCAAAUCUUGCUUCAGACUAUGGCCACAGUUUUGCUUCAAGGAACUCCACAUCUGUUACCUAGUGUGGCAACACUUCUUCCAAGUUCUGUGGCCAACAGCAAUGCCAGUUAUAUGAAUAACAGCUCGUCCAGUACUUCUCUACCAGGGUUCUUGUCUUGCAUUUCUUACAAACAUCUGGAAAUGUUACUCUCCUGCCUCCAAGAAUCAUAUACCACUGCUUGUGAGUUUGACCUUCGACCAGGUCUGAAGUUCUUGAUUCAAAAAGUAAUUCGUGCAGAUGUAGCAGCCAAUUUGUAUAAGCAGGCAGGAAUUAGCUGGACGAUCCAGGCUUUGGUUCUGUUUGAGCUCUGUUUUCAUCAUCAAAAUUUAACACUGGAGCAUGUAAAUGAAUGGCUACACAUGCAUGAUCAGGAUGAAGGUGUUAAUACUAAUAGAGAUGCUACAGCAAACUGUUCAAACAAGGGUACAAUUCAUCAACAGAAAGAAAAUGCAGCACUGGAAGCAGUGGGAACAGGUGACUUACAUGCUUCUACAGAAACUUAUCAAUUUACUAACAACCACAACAGUGAUAGUAGAAAGCUUCAAAGUAUACUAGAAAGACCUCCAACAAUAUCAAUGAUAUUUGAUGCCAAGGACCAAAAAUUACUUUUCAAUGCCUUCUGGAGACUUCAGAAUUUCUUCUUCAGCCUGUGUGAUAGUUAUGCAGAUAUGUGUUUGGAUAAAGAUGGAAAUCUGGCCGUAGUUGACAGAAUUGUCGACCAACCAAUCUUCUUUCUUGUUGCUCCACAGGAAGAUGUACUUGAUGGAACUCUGAUCCAGAAGCCAAACACAGAGAGUUCAUCUGUGACUGAGGAGAAAGAUGGCACUGAAUCCAAGAGUCCCAAGCUGGUCAAGCAAACAAGCACAGAAAGUACUGACUCGGAGACAGGAAUAGCAUUAGGGUUUGACGACAAGGAAGAUAAAGUGUACAGUGUUGCUACAGAAAAAACUAUCCAGUCCAUGUUGAAUGAGUACAAGAGGAAGAAAAUUAAACAUUCCAUGCCUUCAUCUCUACGAGACAAACCGAAGACCAAAUGGAAACCAAACAGUGUUGAUCCAAAGCAAAGAGAGGAUACAGACAUUCCAGAAGAAAUCAAUCGGCAAAGACGAAGCUCAAUCAUGAAGGAUGGAGAAGCACAUCUUCAAGUCUGGACACAGCUGAUACAGUCUCUCCUAGAGCUUCACUUGUCUCUUUCUGAAUCCCAGUUUUCUGCUCUCCUCCCUGUUGUCUUCCCUGGUGUUCGCACCCUGGUGGCCUAUGCAUCAAGCUCAGAGCUGAGGCUCUCUGUUGCUGAGUGGCUCCUUCGAGUUGCCACUGUGCGUGGAUUCUCAGGACAGCCUUUUCCUCUGACACCAGAGGCAUAAUCAGUUUUAUCGACCAUUUUAUAAGUGCAUGAAAAUCUACAAUAUUUUCUGUUUCCCAUACAUGUCUGUUAAUAACAUAAAAUGUUUUUUUAUUAUUUUAAAUUUUAUAUAUUUUUUUUGCAAUAAUGUAAAAUAAAAAUUGGGGUUUGGCUAUUCAAACCUUUGAACAUUAUCAAAAUAUUUUGUUAUGAGAUAAAAACUUAAGUUUUAAUUGAUUUAUUAUGCAUUCAGAAUUUGUUAUGAAAUCAUAUUUAUUUACUUCAACAAUUCAGUUUUUUAUUUUAAGUAUUUAAGAGAGUUUUAUUUUGAUAAUCAUGUUAAACUAUCUUAGAAAAACAGGAAGUUAAAAUGGAGGAAAAUCAUAAACUUAAGGCUUUUUUUAUAGCCAAAUUGUAAGAUACUGUGAUGUCUUAAGAAGCCUGUCAUAUUUCUAACACUAGUCAAAGUUUUAUAUAUAUAUAAAAAUAUAAAUAGUUUAAAACUUCCACUAUUUUUCUCUUACCAAUGUAUAUUUAAGAACAGUUUCUUUAUAUGUUUUGAGAAUGAAAAGAACACAAUGUAAAGGCUGGUAAGUUUGAAACUUUCUACCUUAGCUUUGCCUUGUAAUAAGUUUAGGAAAUAUGCUAGAAAGUUCUGAUCUAGUCUAUUGCUAUGUCAGUAAAACACUAGUCAAGCUUGCUGUUUAUUUUUUUUUAUAUUGGGUUUUGUUGUUUCUUGUUUUAGAUCAUGUGCACCUUAUGAUUCUACCUUAUUAGUCAUUUUAUUUCAAAAUUGGAUAUGUGCGUAUAGUAAUAUAUAUCUGUAAUUUUAUAUGGAUUUGAGGUGUUAUAGUCUUGUGAAAGUAAUGGUACCUUUGGUUUUCACUAAAACUAUAUAUAAAAUCUUUGUUUAUCAAAUAUAUGAUAACAUACAUUCUAAAAGUUGAAUCAGUUGUAAACUUAUACAACUCUGGUUUAAUGCAAGUUUAUAUACUGGGACUCCAGUUUAUCUGUGAAUAAGGGAGAGGCAAAGCCAGUUUCAGUUUAUCAUCACCAUAAACAUUUUUCUGUUCCUAAAUAGACAACAAUAUGACAUUUGCUCUGUUGUAGCUUAAUAACAGUGAUAAUACUAGUUGUAGAAUGACUGCCAUAUCUUCUUGUCAACCAAGUGUCACUGUCAGAGAUAGGCUUAUAUUAUUUUUAUUAAUUUUUCUUCACUUAUUAAUUGGCCUAUAUGCAUAAAAUCUGCAAAUAAAACUAACCUCUUAUCAUCUUUACUAAUAAAAUUUGAUUCUGAAAGAGUAAUAUUUUUAACCAGUUGGAAAGUUUUUAAUCCCCCCAAAAAAGGAUUCAUUAGUUUGAUAAAUAUGUAAUAUGUGUACAUGUUUUCACAAAUGUCUUACCGACAGGGAAAAAAAAAAGUACAAAUAAUCUUAGAACUAGAUAGGCAGCAUAUAAGAAAAAAAGUUUUAUUUUAUUUUGGAUGAACUUUCUUAGAGCUUAAGGUUUUAUUAUGUGUUAUAACCACUGCUUAACUUAAUUGUUUUUGGCCCGGCAUGACCAAGUGGUUAGGGCGCUCAACUCCUAACCUGCGGGUUACAAGUUCGAUUCACCAUCACACCAAACAUGCUCGCCCUUUCAGCCAUGCUGGUGUUAUAAUGUGAUGGUCAAUCCCACCAUUCGUUGGUAAAAGAGUAACCCAAAAGAUGGUGGUGGGUAGUGACGACUAGCUGCCUUCCCUCUAGUCUUACACUGCUAAAUUAGGGACGGUUAGCGCAGAUAGCCCCCUCGUGUAGCUUUGCGAGAAGUACAUAACAAACCAAUUUAAUUGUUUUUAGUGUUUAACUGUGACCCCUUUUUGGCUGUUAUAAUUGAAGUAAUUUAGCUACAUGCAACAAACUUUGUUAGGCAGGAUUUAAUAGGUAUUGUCAUUGUUUGUCUAAAGUUAAAAUAUAAAAUACUAUGAGGUACAGUAAAAGACAAAAAAAAUGUUUAUUGGUUAGUGAAAUGUGAUUCAGUGUUAGGUGUUCAAGAGUAAUCUUAAUUCAAAUACAAAUUAUUGGAAACCACGUGUUCAUGUAGCUCAUAUAUAAUGCUUCAUUAUUUUAAAACAGUUUAUGUCAAGUGUAACUUAGAAAAAUGUGUUAUGGAAAAUUUUAACCACGUGUUUGUGCAUGAAUAUUUCAACUUCAGCAUAGUGGAAGUUAACCAGAAAAGUAUACUUGUAAAUGUUGUCCAGAUUUAUGGUAUUAUUGAUAUACAAGUUCUAACCACUAAUUAUUUGUGAAAGUAUUUAUAAACAUUUACUGCAUGCGAAAUCUUUUAGUAAAAAAAAAUCGUUUUUCUUUUUUCUGUAUUAAGGUUACUUUUGACACUUGAUGGUAUAUUAAAUCAAAGUUUGCCUUGUCGUUAAAAUUUUGAUGUCGUGAGCCGUUUUGUAUCAAAUUUUAUUCUGCAAGUUUAUAAAUGACUAUUUUGGCAGCUAUUGGAGUAUAAAUAGAACAUUUUAAUACGCAACGGGACAAUCUAAGUUUGACUAUUGACUAUAAUAAACUCAAGUUACACAAGGCAUACAGAAGCAUACAUAAAAUUCAAAAUUUAUAGCCAUCACUUGUGUAUCAGCUUUUCAACCAGCUAACAAAAUUCCUUGUCAAGAACACUUCAACAGUUACGUAACAAUAAUGAAAAAUUGUGUAAAUGUACAACAAUAUCAAACAACGUAUUUUAAAAAUAUACGUUUUCAAUUUCCAUACAUGUAAAUGUAUAAACGAUUUCAAAACUGGAUUCUUGUAUACGUAAAAAAAUGAUAAAGGUUCUGUACGUAAAGAGGUGUUUAUAUUAUGUGUUAAAAGAUAAAAUUAAUACAGCAUAUUCAUGUAGAUGGUAUACACCAAUUUUUCAGAAGAAAAAUCUUUUUACGCACGACUCUAUUUUGAUGUUUGGGGGAAAUCUGGUCUUGAUUUUUGUUCGUUUUUUGUUAAGUAUAUUGUGAGAUAUGUAUAUUUAAGCUGCUGGUAUAAUAAACAGUUAGUGGUAAUAGCACUGUGCUAUGUACUAGAA
Molecule: messenger RNA, 10150 nt
Organism: Limulus polyphemus (Atlantic horseshoe crab)
Lineage: Eukaryota; Metazoa; Arthropoda; Merostomata; Xiphosura; Limulidae
Product: brefeldin A-inhibited guanine nucleotide-exchange protein 3-like
Exons: 35
Coding region: 507-7112 (2201 amino acids)
Biological process (GO): regulation of ARF protein signal transduction
Molecular function (GO): guanyl-nucleotide exchange factor activity
Source: RefSeq, a predicted model, not a curated record